ACACACACACACACACACACACACACACACACACACACACACACACACACACACACACACACACACACACACACAGACAAACAAAGAAAACAAACAAACAAACACACGCACGUACAGGAACAAAAAAAAAAGAAGAAAAGACUGAUUAGCACGCAUGUAACAUUCUUUGUCGGAUGCAGUGCAGCACCAGCUUGUCAGCCAAUUAUUCAGACUGUCGAGGUCGAAACAAACCCAUCAUUGCCGUUUCCUUUGAGGAGGGAGGCACUGUAAAUGAGAGUCUUCAAGUGGUUGGAAAUCGUGAUGGCCAGUCAUUGCAGAAUCCCAGCGUCACACAAGUGCACAAUAAUGGCGAGCGCGACAUCAUCACUGUGGCAGGGGAAGGUGAAGUAGGUGAGCGUGGGGGGGAAAGGGAGGGGGUGGCCACGACCUCCGCGCAAGAGGUACAACCAGUGAGAACUACUGACUUGAUCCAGAAAGACAGUGAAUUACGAACUAAGGGGGAGGCGGUGCGGACCACCACCACUCAAGAAGCCACUGACGACGAUGCCUCUGUGCUUCAUCGUGAUCCUGAUCGCGGUGGUGAUAAGAAGCGCCCGGUGGAGAAUGGCCGGAGAAGCAGCCUUGAUGAGGAUCUGAAUGGUCGUCCAGGAAACGACGAAAAAGGAGAAUCAUCAGACAACCUUGAUAAUCAGAUGACAGCUGGCAAUGAUGAUGAGCAGCGGGAGCGUGUGGAUGUAUUUAGCAUGAGUGUUGCUGACCGUGCUUCAACGGUUGGGUUACCAAUGAGUGUAGAUGGUCAUCAUCAUAGCAACAAUGGUGUUGUUGGUGGCACUGGCAAUGAUGAUGAUAAUAAUGAUAAUAAUGAUAAUAAUGAUAACGAUGACGAUGAAAAGGAGUAUAAUCGACAUGUCAAUCAUGGCAGUGAAGCGCAAGAAAAGAAGACUCAACAGGAACCAGUUUUUGAAGAGAACGAGUCACAACCAAUCCUGCAGCAAACUGCAGGGGAUGGAGGGGGGGAGGUUGAAAAGCGAUCUGCGGAUGUCGAUCCAUUCACAGAAGACGCUGACGUCAGCCACGUGGACGGCACCAAUCAACCCACAAAGGACGAUCUUGACCAUUCCGAGCACCAUAGCCAUGCUGGUGAUGAAGGUAGUGACAACAACGGCAAUGGCGUGGGUGACGGCGAGAAAUUAGAAAGUCGCAGGGAUUCGAACAGCGUUGCGGAUGGCGGUGACGAAGGCGGCAAGCACCGUGAUGAGGAUCGUGUUGCCAACAACGACCAUCAUGGCGAUGGUGAUGGACAUGGAGAUUCAACAGAAACCCAUCUUCUUCUACCGGAUAUCAGAGAAACCAUAGGAAGGGAAAGUCUGACUAACAAUGAGAAUACGAGAGAUGGUGGAGAAAUCAACGUCAACGGAAACGAUGACAAAGGAGUGCAGGAUUCCAUCGCUGAUGCAAAUGCUGAUCCUCGUGGAGAUUUGAACCCUGGUGAGCACGAGGAGGAUUCAACCGAUGGUAAGGGUUUGACUGAACUGGAGCAUUCGGACGGGCAACAUGAUGAAGGCCAAGAAGAAGAAACUGGAGGACAAGCAGGAUUAGCAGCAGCAGCAGGAGGAGGAGGAGGAGGAGGAGGAGGAGGAGCAGAAAGUGCAAAUGGAGGAGGAGGUGCAGAGGGAGACAAGGCGGUUGCGCGGAGUGGUGGUCGAAGUCAAACUUCGCAAUCUGAUGAUGACUGCAAGGACGUUUGGUCGCUGGCCGAUCAGGUCGGCGAAGUUCUUGCGUCUGUUAUCGGUCUUGUGGAGAAGCACCUACCUUGGCGUGGGACGAUACCGAGGAAAAUCGGUUUCGGGGUUCAUUCAGGUGCUCUUAUGGUGCUGGCUGAGCACAACCCCGGAGUGAAAGGAGCAAUGGGAGAGGUGGUGGAGUCUAGCAAGGACUAUGGAGAGAAGUUGGACCUGCAAACGUGCGCUGUUGUCGGCAACGGGGGUUCCUUGCUUCACAGUGGUCGCGGAUCGACUAUCAAUCAACAUACUGCUGUUUUCAGACUGAAUCAAGCGCCGACAGGUCCUUACGCUGAGGAUGUCGGAACGAAAACCAACAUACGCUUCCUGAACAAGAAGUGGACUUCGCGGUACGGGCGCCGAGAUCCAAAUACCGACUUCCUCCCCCUUGAAGAGGGGGUAGUGUUGUUGUCCGCAAGAGGGACUGACGACAGUAAGCGCAAACUUGGCUCCAGGUUUCAGGCCCAUCAAAAGGGUGCCAUUGUUGCCGUGUUAGAGCUUAAGGUGGCCAACGCCACGAGAAACCUCAUGCACGAGUACGAGCAGAGGACCGACUGUCUCGGUGGCUGGGGACAAAAGCAUCUUUCUUCUUGGCAGUCGCUGUACAUGCCGGAGGAGGAAAGAGAAGUGUUUGCCAGGGAGUUGGAAGUGAUAGAAGAUCCUCUGGAACGCCAAACAACAGAGGACGAAAAGAAGCUAGAGUGGAAGUUACGAAUGAUGAGGGAGAAGAAGAGGAGGAGGGAGGAAACCAACCGGGUGGCCAGAGAGGUAGAGAGGAUUCGCCCCGGCAGGCAAGAGGUGCAGACACAAGCAGAGGUCCUCGCGAAACUAGAUAAGAUUCUGGGAUACCUCGAGGUUCUGAGUGAGGCCUGGCUUGAGGAGCACCAGGCUAAUAAGGGUCAAGAUGUGACCCUUCAUGCCAUCCGAUCUGGGUUCAGAGAGUUUGCGCGCGACGUGGUAACCCACGUCGAGACCGAAGUCAAGAAGCUAAAAGAAGGCGCAAAGAAGUUCUGUGUCGGGGCCAUUGAGAGCGCCAAAGUAGUGGCCACAGCAGAGGCCGCGUCGCGUCCCCGCAAGGAGCCUGUAAAGCUCAAAUUUCCUGAUUCCUACAACGGGAAGAAGGAUGACAAUUUCGAUAACUGGGAGUCCCAUUGUCUGUAGUUAGCGAUAGAGAUAGCCGCUUUACGAGU
Messenger RNA from Chara braunii, 2971 nucleotides. The record is from the annotation of a GenBank genome assembly. Lineage: Eukaryota; Viridiplantae; Streptophyta; Charophyceae; Charales; Characeae.